Messenger RNA from Gadus morhua (Atlantic cod), 1968 nucleotides. RefSeq names its product nanog homeobox (gene nanog). The transcript has 4 exons. Gene Ontology annotation, biological process: regulation of transcription by RNA polymerase II. NCBI's taxonomy places the organism in Eukaryota, Metazoa, Chordata, Actinopteri, Gadiformes, Gadidae. The record is from RefSeq and is a predicted model, not a curated record. Bases 151 to 1491 code for a protein of 446 amino acids. Gene Ontology annotation, molecular function: DNA-binding transcription factor activity, RNA polymerase II-specific; RNA polymerase II cis-regulatory region sequence-specific DNA binding.
AAGAAUGUCACAUCAGAGUCCCAAUAUCGUCAGAAGUGAAGUACAGGCCAUGCCGGCGAUUGAUCAGUGGUUUUAAGGACACUUAAAAUAAUCAAAAAAUAUUUUGUUGCUGCUGUUUUUUUAGAACCUUUUUUAAUCCUUUUUAACAGAAUGGCAGAGUGGAAGACUCAACUGAGUUACAAUUACAAUCCACCAUACCACCACGCAUAUGCCUACGGUAUCGUGUACCAAGCCGGGUCGGAGCAAACCCAAGGCACACUUCCGAGUUGGGCGGACCACGGAGUUGCCGAGCUCGGAAGCUACAACGCCGUGGUCCCCCAAAGCUACUACUCCACUACGGCCAGGCCUCGAGAGGAAUCGCCGCCGAGGAGCCCGGAGCAAAGCGUUUUGAACCUCCACGGACACUACCAGAGUUCGGGGGUUGUCUACCUCGGCGGUUCGCAGAACAGUCGUGUUGGUUUUCCGGGGCAACCCCAAUCAACUUAUGACCCCAUCGUAAUCGACGACGGCGGCGGUCGUGCAAGAAGCGGCACGCCGACCAGUGACUCGGAGGCGCACACUUCGCCCGACUCGUGGAGUUCACCUAGUAGCAGAGAAGAGGGCCUCCCCCAGACAGACCCUACUGCCUGGAUAAAGAAGGAAUUGGACCAUGACCCUGAAACGGGUAGCCCCAACACAACCCAUGAUCUUUCCUCUAUUCUGGAGGAGCCGCAAAGCUUCGACGCUGUGGAAGAUGAGGACCCAAACACUUCCGGCUCCCCUGUGGCCACAUCUAAAACCACCCCGAAGACGCGACGCACGACCUUCGGCCGGGGGAAGCGCCGCACCGCGUUCUCCGAAGAACAGAUGAACGCCCUGGUCCAGCGUUUCAGUGCACAGAGGUACCUCACCCCUGCAGAGAUGAAGAACCUGGCAGCCCAAUCGGGACUCACUUAUAAGCAGGUGAAGACCUGGUUUCAGAAUCGUAGGAUGAAGCUGAGGAGACAUCAGAAGGACACGAGCUGGGUGUCUGAGCACUACAAUGCCAAGAAGGCUGUCGACGUCAACCCCGGCCCAGCCGUUUACCCAAACAUGGCCCCUCUGCUACAGCAAUAUCAAGGAGACGCCCGGAGCCACCUCCAGGAGCAGUACACCCAACAUAUGAUGGAGGCGGGAGGCGUCUACAAGAACACCGCGCCCCAGAAUCUGGCCUACUACCUGGCUGCCAUGGGCGCGGCCGGCACGGCGAGCUACCACGGGUCUUGGUCCACCGGGGGCCCCCGCACAAAUCCCCUUCCCUCGAGGCCCGAGGGCCAUGGCUGGCCCAUGGCCCCGUCCGCCCACCAGCAACAGCAGUACGACUACAGCAACCCCAGCGCCUACAGCGCGUCCGGCCCUCUGGCCACCGGCGCCGACUCCACUGCGAACAGCGACGGCAGGCUCGACUGUCCGCUGCAUAUGGCCCUGGGACAAAGCACAGACAACCACCUUCCAGGCACGGGAAUCUGUUGACCUUGUGAUUGAUUUUACAUAUAUUUUAUUGGGUAAUGUUUAUGGCGGAUUCUACUUCUUCUCCCCAAUACCCCAUAGCGACCCUCAACACUUUUAGGAAAUGCCUCGUGGUUUUUUUGGUUACUCGCAGAAACCAUUUGCGAAGAAGGCCUGGUGUACAUAUACCUAGUUUAUACUCUAUACUGUUCUUCAGCGGUUUUAUCUUCCUGUGUCCCUUGUCCGAAGUUCUAUUUUUAUAUUGAGUAUUUAAUGUACAUUGUGGGGGUUGCUUGUUUUUGCGCUUGGGGUGACAAAUGCGGUAAAAAGCCCUUUACAGGUCUUAUCAUGAAUUGGGUGUUUCUAUGAUUGUAUACCACUAUUUUGGCUUUUUUUUUUUUUUGUGAACAGUCUGAAAUCAACUGUUGCACCUCCUGUAAACACGUAAGUGGUGUUGUUUUUGGAAUAAACACUGGUUCUUAAUUGCUACCAUAAUUGUAA